AUGGCGCAAGAGAAGAGAGGAGAGGAUACUUUCAUGUUCAAUGCUGAUCCACCAACACCGCCGCCGCCACCCAUACCGCCUGACCAACGUAAAGCGACGUUUAAGGAGAAGGUAAUGGGGACCGGGCCAGUGAAGAGACGGGAGCCACGUCAGUUCAGGAACUUGGUAACGACGGGGGUGAUGGAGAAAGAAAACGUUAAUGGGGAUAGGCUCUUCCCUAGCUUUGAUUUUGCGGUGGAGGCGAAGUAUGACAAGAUCUGCCAACCCUUGCAGGGUUGUCUGGUGAUCAAACUGUUAGGCAAGCAUAUCGGGUACACUGCCUUGUGUGAGAAACUGCGUUUGAUUUGGCGGCCCACAGGGGGCAUGGAGGUGACGGAUGUGCACCAUGGUUAUUUUAUGGUUCGUUUUGACAGUGAGAUGGAUAGAGAGAAGGCCAUGACAGGAGCCCCAUGGCUGAUAUACGAUCAUUACUUAUCAGUGAAGCCCUGGACGAAGGACUUUGUAGCAGCUGACGAGAAGAUCAACACCACAAUGGUGUGGAUUCGGAUCCCUGGACUAGGCAUGCAAUUUUAUGAUGAAGAUAUCCUCUUAACCCUAGCCACUGGGGUUGGAACGCCGAUAAAGGUAGACAUGAACACAGCUGAUAUGCGGUUGGGGAAGUUUGCCCGUAUUUGCGUGGAGAUUGAUCUUGACAAGCCUGUGGUGGGUACGCUCCGGUUGAGAGGAACCUGGUAUAACAUCGAGUAUGAGGGGCUACACCUUCUAUGCUCUAAGUGUGGGUGUUACGGGCACCUCUCAAGAAAGUGUAAGGUGGUGGCUCCAACAUCAACGGCGGCAGCCACACAAUCUACGCCGGCGGCGGGCACGAGUGCAGGGCAGGGGGCAACCCUAGAGACAGCUAUCGUAACAGUUAAUGAGGAUACCAUGCAAACCGAGAAUCACGCUCCCAAAAAGGCAGUUACGGUUCCUAUGGCAGCACAUGGUAAUUGGUUAAAUGUGGCGAAACCAAAAAGGAAACAGAAUAAUAACGCUACCACCGGGCCACCGAAAUCGAAGGGGAGUGUUAAUGUUAAUAGAUUCCAGACAUUAGCUACUAUCUCUGAGGGGGUAACGGAUAGCGUGAUUGGCGGGAAGAAGGUUACCAGCGCCAAUCAUGGGGUGGGGUCCAGGACUGGCGAAGUGAAUGCAAAGAAACGAUCAAGGAGAGAGGAGGGGAAACAGAAUCCGGUGUCGGUGCAAGCACCGCUACGCAUAUUGGCGCGCCAAGAGACUCACCAAGUCACGCCGCCGGUGUCGGGGAAGGUAGGGACAGGUACGCAGCACCAGCCAAGGACUCGAAUGGUAGGGGACAAAGUUGUGUACGAUUUGGGAGGUGGCGCAAUGUCCACCAUGAACCUGCAGUCAACGGGUGGAUGCGGGUACAAAAUCCUGAAUGCGGUUGCCCAUACCGCUGGGAAUGGAGAAGGGUGCUCCGGAGCCAAUGACCCGAUUGAUCCAGGACCGCAGGAUAUGAUGGUCAUCGUACCAACCAAGUAA
Messenger RNA from Lotus japonicus, 1536 nucleotides. RefSeq lists its product as uncharacterized. Lineage: Eukaryota; Viridiplantae; Streptophyta; Magnoliopsida; Fabales; Fabaceae. Bases 1 to 1536 code for a protein of 511 amino acids. The record is from RefSeq and is a predicted model, not a curated record. Gene Ontology annotation, molecular function: nucleic acid binding; zinc ion binding. The transcript has a single exon.